Messenger RNA from Solea solea (common sole), 4855 nucleotides. RefSeq names its product solute carrier family 7 member 5 (gene slc7a5). Gene Ontology annotation, cellular component: membrane. The record is from RefSeq and is a predicted model, not a curated record. The coding region runs from base 302 to 1828 and encodes 508 amino acids. The transcript is spliced from 10 exons. Gene Ontology annotation, molecular function: neutral L-amino acid transmembrane transporter activity; L-amino acid transmembrane transporter activity. Lineage: Eukaryota; Metazoa; Chordata; Actinopteri; Pleuronectiformes; Soleidae. Gene Ontology annotation, biological process: neutral amino acid transport; amino acid transmembrane transport.
CCGAGCGAAUAGCAGAGGAGGGCGGGCUGGCCUUGACGGAGGUGGUGCCAACAUCAGUGUCCACGGUCCCUUUGUACACAGGCGCAGCAGAGACACGGGGAAACCACGCUGUCUUCUCACACACCAUCAACCUCACUGACGACUCCGCGUGGCUGAGCGCAGCCGGCUUCAGGCUCCACACCGCGGACCCACCUGCACUCAGACUCGGGUGAAGCGGGAAGCACAGCGAGUGACGAAGAAGAAGAAGAAGAAGAAGAACAAGAAGAAGAAGAAGAAGAAGAGAGAGUUAACUCCAGCAAACAUGUCUGCUUUGAAAAAGAGAAACUCGAAUUCCUUUGCGGACAAGGAAGAGGACAAACAUGUCACGGAGAAGAUGCUGCCCGUCGGGGAGACGACAGACUCCGGGGCUCAGGGAGCCGGAGGGGAGGAAGGGGUCGUCCUGAAGAGGACCAUCACCCUGGUGAACGGCGUGGCCAUUAUCGUUGGCACGAUCAUAGGCUCGGGCAUCUUCAUCACACCCACCGGCGUGGUGAAGGAGGCAGGCUCGGUGGGUCUGUCCCUGAUAGUGUGGGCAGUGUGCGGCGUCUUCUCCACGGUGGGCGCCCUCUGCUACGCGGAGCUGGGCACCACCAUCACCAAGUCCGGCGGGGACUAUGCCUACAUCCUGGAGGUGUACGGCUCCCUGCCGGCUUUCCUCAAACUCUGGAUCGAGCUGCUCAUCAUACGGCCCUCGUCACAGUACAUCGUCUCCUACGUGUUCGCCACCUACCUCCUCAAACCCAUUUUCCCCGACUGUCCGGUGCCGGAGGACGGGGCUAAGCUGGUGGCCUGCCUCUGUAUCCUCCUGUUGACCUUCGUGAACUGCUACAGCGUGAAGGCGGCGACCAGGGUGCAGGACUUCUUCGCUGCUGCCAAGCUCCUCGCGCUCGCCAUCAUCAUCAUCAUCGGCUUCGUCAAGAUCGCCCAAGGUGGAACAGAUGAACUUCUUCCAGAGAAUUCCUUCCAAGGCUCCCACUAUGACGUUGGGAAAAUUGGCCUGGCGCUGUACAGCGGUCUGUUUGCCUACGGUGGUUGGAACUACUUGAAUUUUGUUACAGAGGAAAUGAUUGAACCUUUCAAAAACCUUCCCAGAGCCAUCAUCAUCUCUCUGCCCAUAGUCACAGUAGUGUACGUUCUGACCAACCUGGCGUAUUUCACCACCCUCUCCCCAGAUGAGAUGCUCAACUCGGAGGCCGUCGCCGUGGAUUUCGGUAACCGUCACCUGGGUGUGAUGGCCUGGAUCAUUCCGGUGUUUGUCGGCCUGUCCUGCUUUGGAUCAGUCAACGGAUCUCUCUUCACGUCGUCCAGGUUAUUCUUUGUGGGCUCACGGGAGGGUCACCUGCCCAGUCUGCUGUCCAUGAUCCACCCCACUCUGCUCACCCCACUGCCCUCGCUUCUAUUCACGUGUUUGAUGACGCUGCUGUACGCCUUCUCCACCGACAUCUACUCCGUCAUAAACUUCUUCAGCUUCUUCAACUGGCUCUGCAUCGCCAUGGCGAUCAUCGGGAUGAUGUGGCUGCGUUACAAGAAGCCAGAGAUGGAGCGACCCAUCAAGGUAAAUAUUCUGCUGCCAGUGACCUUCGUGAUGGCCUGCUUCUUCCUCGUCGUCGUCUCCUUCUGGAAGACUCCCAAAGAGUGCGCCAUUGGCUUCGGCAUCAUCGCCACCGGUCUGCCCUUCUACAUGUUGGGCGUGUGGUGGAAAACCAAACCCAAGUGGCUGCUGCGCGGACUCUCUUCGACGACAGCUCUGUGCCAGAAGGUGAUGGAGGUGGUGCCUCAGGAGUCGUAAAAUAACAAACAAAAACAAAAGUGUCCUCGCCUCAAACUUCAGCCGGCGACCCCGAUCGGAUCGAUGUAUGAACUGUGAUCUACGGCCUCCGACCUGACGGCUGAUGAGCAACGAUCUGUGUCGACGCCUUUCAACUCUUUCUCACUAUCUCUCUCACACACACACACGCGCACACACACACGCACGCACACACGCACACGCACACACACACACACACACCGAUGUCAUUGGGAAGAACCUGAUAUUCUGUUGCUCUUUGGUUUAUGUUACAUUUGUUUAGUCACUAACUGUAGAAGAAGAAAUAUGCAUCUUUACUGUCUUUUUUAUGAUGCAUUUCAACUUACUGGUUUGUUUGUUUUUGUAGAUAGAGGGUUCCCACAAGUCCUUGAAAUCCUUGAGACUUUCUCAAGGCCCUUGAAAGUUUUGGAAAUUGCCCUAAAUCGACAUUGGGUCAUUGAAAGUGCUUGCCUUUUGGUGCAAGAAAGAAGUGAAGUUGAUAUUUAGGUAAAUGUCUCCUCUGUUUCACGCCUAUGCAGACCAAACGUCGGUGUUGUGGACACUGUCCACUGUCAACUGUCUCUCUCUCUCAUAAAUGAGGACGGAACUCCAACAUCUGUCUCACCAAAGACAAUUUACAAACACUGACUUUGACCCACGAUCCCAAGGACAAUCACUUGUCCAGAUACAGAAUGAAAGUGGACGCCAUCAUCCGGAGAAGUGGCUCCUCCCAUCUGAAGCUGUGUCGGCACAUUGGGUCCUUGAAUUUGAGCGGGGAAUUCGUCCAGGAAAGGCCUUGAAAAGUCCCUGGAUUUGAUGUCAACCAAGGCUUGGGAACCCCUGUAGAGAUAACUCCAUCGUGAGAGAGACGUGUUACAUUUAGGAUAAUCGUGCCUUACCGGGCAAGUGAAGAACUGCCGACUGUGACAAAAGUCGUUCACCCGCUUCACCCGCUUCACCCGCCCGUGAGCUCGCUGCAUUCUUAACAACUUUUUAAGUUUUUGUUUGCAUUUAUGUAGAAGUCGUCGCUUUGUUUUCUCAGACCACUUCCGUUAAUAGUCCUCAAGUUCGUGGUCGUUGUCCUUACACUACUGAACUUUAACUUAACUCUCCUGCUGUGAGGAAGUCAGCGAACGUUGAAGGAAUAAGAUUUUACCUUUUAUUUUUUUUUUUUUCUCCGUCGUGCAGUUCAAGCCGGUCAUAUUAUGGUCCACUCGUGGUUAAAUCAAAUCGCGCCCCUUUUUUUGUCGUCAAGGAGGUUCCGUUAGAAAAUGACACUGUGGGAAUUUACCAGAUUGGAAAGAAAACCUUACGCUUACUCAAAAUCUGGAUGUGUGUUACUAGAAUCUCUGAUCUGAACAGUUAAAGAAAUGUUUACACUCCACUCUUUUCCACAACGUUAGCAACACUGAAACUCACACUGUUUUUCUUUGAAUACUUACUGUAAUGGAGCUCUGGACCUCGGGGACACGCACAGUGUCGGGUCAGCAGUAGCAGCAGCAGCGUGAGCAGCAGCGUGAGCAGCAGUGUGAGCAGCAGCAGCAGCAGUUAUUAUCAGCAGUUAAUGAACCACUCCUUUAAGACCUGAUGUGGGGGGGUUAGGGUAAGGGGGUUGUUGUGAGGCCUCUAGGUUGUGUUGUGAAGGUUGUAUUUGUAACCUCUUCAGGACAUUUGUCUGGCAUAAACACGGACCUCGCCAGGACCAGUCGUCCACUCAUGAAGACCGAAACCUGGUCCUAAUGAGGCACAACCUCAUUUUCUGAAGCUGGUUAGGGAUGAUGCUUAGUUUCAGCUGUUCAAAUUAAUGCAAGUCAAUGCAGUGUCCUGAAAAGAAUAGCUGUGCACACGCGUGUGUGUGUGUGUAUUUCUGUUUUCUUGUAUGGGUAUCUUUGUGAGGACCAGAAAAUGUAUAAACCAUUGGGAGUGAGACUGAUCCUCAAGUUUUAUUGCCCACAUUUUGACGGUUAAGACUUGGUUUUCAGGUUAGAACUGGGUUACGGUUAGGCGUUUAGUUGUGAUGGUUAAGGUUAGGGUAAGGGGCUAAGGACUACAUCAUGUCUGAGUGUCCACACCAAGACUUCUUGUACGUACAUCUUUGUGAGGACCAAAAAGCUUAUAAACCACAGGAAUCAAGGACUUUUAUUGUGAAAGUGAGGACAUUUCAUGUUCUGUUGCCCACAUUUUGAGGGUAAAGACUUGAUGCAUCAUGUCUUGAGUGUCCUCACUACAACUUUUGUAUGUAGAGGACCAAAAAACUUGUAAACCACAGGAAUGUAGGACUUUUAUUGUGAAAGUGAGGACUCUUCUCUUGGGUUUAUGUUAGCGUUGGUUUAACGGUUAGAUUCAGUCACUUAGUUGUGAUGGUUAAGAAUGAAUUAUGUCUUUGUCUAUGCGUGUCCUCAUGAAGAAUGCUGUACAAGUGUGUGUGUGUGUGUGUGUGGAUUGUUAAUGUGCUUGAGUACAUGGAGAAAAAUCCUCAAAAGGAAAUGAGAAAAAUGUUUUUUUGUUUUUUUUUGGCGGGGGUGGGCGGGGUUGAAAUGUCAAGGGAAAAACAUCAGAUCUCAAUAUGAACUUUUCUUCUUCUUUUCUUUUUUUUUUUAUCCGCACACAUCAUUCCAUUUUUAUUUCCUCACUCCUCCAGAAACAAGAGUUACUGCUGUAUUACUAACGUCCACCCUCGUCCUGCAACGGAAAAAAGUACGUGACCAUGGCUCCGCCGUAUCCAUAGCGACGGUGACUUGCGACGCGACUCCCUGCAGAGGGCGGUUUGGAGUUGUUGCCAUGGAGACAGAAUGCAGGACAGGUUUAAUGUGUAUGUCUUAGCACCAGAAACUUUUCUAACACUCCAGCCAUCGCGCUUCGUCGGUGGCGGGGGGGAAACUAACUUGAUUUAGGAUUUAGGAUUUAGAAAGCUAAUUUAUUUAUUUUUUUAGGAAACUUUUGUUCGUUUAUUGUUUAGUCACUUUAAUGUGGUUUACAGGACAUUUUGUGGAAAGUGCUUUAUGAAUAAAUCUCAAGUUUUUUUCCAUC